AUAAAAAAACAUCAUACUAAUUAGGUGAAAAUUGUAAACUUACUAAAAAUAAAAAAAAACAGAACAUUUAAUAAAAUAUAAUAUAUAAACAGUUUUGUGUAUAGUUAUUUGAUAAACCAUAUCCAGGGACAUCAUGAAAUGCCGCUGAAAAACGCCACUAAUGACAUGACAAUCUAUCUGCUGAAAAUCACUAUAGUCUAUAGUGUGAAUGUAAAUAAUACGUACAUCCAUUUAAAGUUAUUCAAUCUAGUGUAGUUUUUAAUUUAAUUAACAGUAACAAGGGUACAUUCACUUACCAUUAAUUUAUUAUACUUCGAACAUUUCAGUUCCAAAAUUAAGUAAGAAACGGUAGUUAAUCCAUUAUAGCCAAAUGACUACAGCAGCACGUCCAACUUUUGAACCAGCAAGAGGUGGUCAAGGAAGAAAUGAAAAAGAUCUUAGUGCUAUUUCUAGACAAUAUUCAAGUAGAGAUUUACCAGGACAUACUAAAUUAAAAUAUAGGGAACAUGGACAAGGAACAAUUGAUGAAACCAGGGCUAGAGAUUUUAGAAAAGAACUUGAGGAACGUGAGAGAGAAAAAAGACCAGGAGUUAGGGUAGUUGAGCACAGCAAAAGAUUAAAAUUGGACCAAGUCCCAGCUGCUAGCUUAGAUGCAGAUGACCCCCUUGAUGAAGGAGAUUCAGAUUCAAGUGAUGGUGAUGAUGCUGAUGAUGAUACUGAAGCUUUACUUGCAGAAUUGAGUAAAAUUAAAAAGGAAAGAGCUCUAGAUACUGCAAAAAAAGAAAUAGAAAGAAGACAAGAGGAAGAAAGAAUAAGAAUGGAAAAUAUUUUAAGUGGAAAUCCUCUAUUGACACAUUAUUCAGCAGGAUCAAAUAAAACAGAUCACAAAGUGAAGAGGAGAUGGGAUGAUGAUGUGGUAUUUAAAAACUGUGCCAAGUCUGAACCAGAAAAAAAGACAAAUGUAUUUAUAAAUGACUCUUUAAGAUCAGAAUUUCAUAAAAAAUUUAUGGAAAAAUAUGUUAAAUAAUUUAAUUUUAUUAAUAUUCUGUCAUAUUCAUGAAUUUAAACAUUUUACAUAUCACAGUUAAAUGAUAUGUUUACAAGAAAUAACAUGUUUGAAAUCUGGAGCAAAAUAAUAUACUUCAUUGUGUAAGUUAUUUGAGUUUGAAUUAUAAAUUUAUAUUGGUGAUUUCGAGAAUUAGUUUGCGCACUUAAAAGAUGUGACAUCAAAUAAUUGUGGUGUUUGGGCUUAAUAAUAAUUCAAACCUCUCAUACUAUUUUCACGUAAGGUAUUUAGAUCCUAUUUGUACUUUCAACUUCUCAUUACUCUUUCCAAUUUAUUUUAUUGCUAUAGUAAAUUUUUCUUUCCUUUUGAUUUUCCAUUUGGCAGACCUUAUCGUCAACUUCUUUAGUAUGUUUUAUUGAAAUGUGCCAUGUAUUUGUCGGAUUAAACUUUAGAUUCACUCCUUUUCUUUCUAUCCAAACAAAAUUGUGUUAGAUAGUUAGACUGGAGGGUUUUCAGUGGAGAGCAUUAAUUAUCUUUCAUUUUAUAUGUUUGAACUUCUUGAAUUUUUCAAAUUUGAUAGAUAAACAAUGUCAUCCAAAGUGAAAAAAUUAGUAAUUGUGGAUAUGAAUAGUAGAGAAAUAUCCACAGAAUAGAAGAAUUUAAGUAUAUAGUAAGAAUGAAUAAUUUGCUACAUAUAUUUUUUCUUCCAUAUAUCAGUAAUUGGUUUCUUACCCCCCAUUCGUCAAAAUGCAUGUCCUAAUCCAAAUUCGCAAAUGAAAUCCUUUCAAUAUUUGUAGAGAAGACUUCAUUAUAAUUGAUAUCACUGUACAAGCUUUUGUAAAUCAAAACUCAUAUUACUAUUGUAGUUUUAAGGGAAGAGCUGUUCAAUAGAAUUUAAACUACUACGACGUUUUGCUUGUAGUUUUAAAUGUAAACUAUAGCCAAUCUCUUAGUACUGUGCAAAUAUAUAUGAUAUUAAGAGUAAUAAAGCUGGGAAGUUUCAAACAGAUUUGAUGUUUCUCUUUAAUAAUUGGCUGCUAUUCUUUUGUUAUUUCCAAAAAUUGACUUUUUAUUUCCAUUGAUAAGUUAUGGGCAUACUAUAUAUUGCUUAGAAGAUAUAUUUUUGGCUGAAUUCUUACAAUGAAGGUGUUCAAAAAAAUAGGUAUUUUCAAGUUAAAGUAUGAAGACUGACGUUUAUUCAAAUUACAAUUUUAUUACAGCAUUUGAAAAACAAAGUCAAAGUGAAGAUUUAAUAUCAUUUAUCUCAAAAUUUUUCACCAGCCAGUAAAUCAUAGUCUGUUCAAAAAAAUAAUCACUCUUUAACUUGUUCAAAAUAUCAAAUAAAACGAAAAAUGAUUUGUUAUUUUAUUUAUCUUACAUUAUAUUUUAUUUUUGUUGUAAGUAUUAUUUACCAUUGAAAGGUUUUUGGGAGAUGUUUCGGGUAAUUCCUAUGACAGAUAUUUAAUUUAAGCUAUGUAAAGAUUUAAUAGAGGUAUAAUUAAUUUCAUUAUAAAUUAAUUCGCAAAAAAUUAUUGGAAUAUUAUACUUUUUAAUUUUGAUCAUGAUAAAUAAACAAAAGGUUUUGCUACGAUACAUAAUUCAAAUAAAUUUUUAAAAAUA
Molecule: messenger RNA, 2626 nt
Organism: Diorhabda carinulata
Lineage: Eukaryota; Metazoa; Arthropoda; Insecta; Coleoptera; Chrysomelidae
Product: protein CWC15 homolog
Exons: 2
Coding region: 371-1027 (218 amino acids)
Biological process (GO): mRNA cis splicing, via spliceosome
Cellular component (GO): catalytic step 2 spliceosome
Molecular function (GO): RNA binding
Source: RefSeq, a predicted model, not a curated record